AUGAGAGAGCGCACUAAGGCGGAUAACGAUAACCAUUGGAAACACAAAGUGCGCCCAAGUGGUGACUACUACUUUAGAGUAAAACCCAAUAGCGAGGGAAGUACAGCAAAGGGGAGUAAUAAUGAUGGUGUAUGCUGCAAUGCUUGUUACAAACCACAAGGCAAGGGAUAUGACGUACCAAUGAGGUGGGUGGACAUAGAGGGACGUUCCUGGAUGCACGGCAACAAGGUGCAAAAUGUGCCCAUAUGUGCCUGGGUAAGCCCUAGGGAGUACUCUUACAACACCAAGACAAGCCACAGCACUGAGGACAAGCUGUGCAUUGUCAGGAAUGUGCAGGCCUUUAAGCUUGGAGAUAAGUGUGAUGUUUUUGUCACGACUGUUAGCAUGAUCGAGUUCAAUGCAUUGCACAAGUCUUACAACAAGGAAACAUAA
Messenger RNA from Suillus subalutaceus, 432 nucleotides. RefSeq lists its product as uncharacterized. Lineage: Eukaryota; Fungi; Basidiomycota; Agaricomycetes; Boletales; Suillaceae. Bases 1 to 432 code for a protein of 143 amino acids. The record is from RefSeq and is a predicted model, not a curated record. The transcript is spliced from 5 exons.